This is a messenger RNA of Malaclemys terrapin pileata, 3512 nucleotides long. RefSeq names its product carbohydrate sulfotransferase 10 (gene CHST10). Gene Ontology annotation, molecular function: sulfotransferase activity. Gene Ontology annotation, cellular component: membrane. Lineage: Eukaryota; Metazoa; Chordata; Testudines; Emydidae. The record is from RefSeq and is a predicted model, not a curated record. Gene Ontology annotation, biological process: carbohydrate biosynthetic process; proteoglycan biosynthetic process. The transcript is spliced from 6 exons. The coding region runs from base 395 to 1471 and encodes 358 amino acids.
GCGCUGCUGCGCCUUGGAGGUGGGGGUCUGGCCUGAGCCCCGCUGCCUCCGCCCCCGCCGGGAGAGGGGCUGCUCCAGCGCGGCGGGGGCCGCCUGCGGGGCCGGACCGGCCUCUCCUCCCCGAGGAGGCGGGAAGCGAGCUCCGCGGGGCCCGGCGGUAUGUGGAGGAGGCAGCCGGGCCGGGCAGCCGGUGAGGUGGAGCCGCCGCCGGAUAGCGGGAGGAGACGGGGGGGAGCGAUGGAGCCGCCAGAGCCGCUUCCCCCGGCCGCCUGCGCCGCCGAGUGAGGGAGGCCCCAGAGCUGCCACCCCGCCGGGGGAGACCGAGGCUGCGGUGAGCGGUGCUGCAGGGCCCGCAGGAAGAUACAAAAGUUUUAUAUGGCUCACAACUGACAACAUGCACCAUCAGUGGCUGCUGUUAGCUGCAUGCUUCUGGGUGAUAUUCAUGUUCAUGGUUGCUAGCAAGUUCAUCACACUGACUUUUAAAGACCCAGAUGUAUAUGGUGUCAAGCAAGAGCCAUUAAUGCUGACGGCUAUGACAAAAGUUGAAAAGAUACAAGUGCCAGAGGAGAAAUGUUUGCCUGAAGAAUUUCAGCCGACUGGAAACGUUUUUUCUGAAGAUCCGAUGCACCAACCCCUGGUCCAUGUGAAAAGGAUUGAGCUUCUCAAGAAUGUGUGCAGAGAUGCAGCGUUGAGAAAUCUCUCUCAUACUACCAUUUCCAAGUUUGUCUUGGACCGAAUAUUUGUUUGUGACAAGCACAAGAUCCUGUUCUGUCAGACUCCGAAAGUGGGCAACACUCAAUGGAAAAAAGUCUUGAUUGUUUUAAAUGGAGCAUUUUCUUCCAUAGAAGAGAUCCCAGAGAACAUAGUACAUGACCAUGAGAAGAACGGACUUCCACGCUUAUCCUCCUUCAGUGAUUCUGAAAUUCAAAAACGACUGAAUUUAUACUUCAAGUUUUUUAUUGUAAGAGAUCCAUUUGAAAGACUUAUUUCUGCAUUUAAGGACAAGUUUGUCCACAAUCCUCGAUUUGAACCUUGGUACAGGCAUGAAAUUGCUCCUGGCAUUAUUCGGAAAUACAGGAAGAAUCGCACAGAGACCAGGGGGCUGCAGUUUGAGGACUUUGUGCGCUAUUUGGGGGACCCUAACCACCGAUGGCUAGAUGUUCAGUUUGGUGAUCACAUAAUUCAUUGGGUAACAUACGUGGAACUUUGUGCCCCAUGUGAAAUAACAUAUAGUGUGAUUGGACACCAUGAAACCCUGGAGGAUGAUGCUCCAUAUAUCUUGAAAGAAGCAGGAAUAGACCAUCUGGUAUCAUAUCCCACAAUUCCACCAGGAAUAACGGUAUACAACAAAACAAAGGUAGAGCGUUAUUUCUCAGGCAUUAGCAAGAGAGAUAUAAGACACCUAUAUGCCCGCUUUGAAGGAGACUUUAAACUCUUUGGAUAUCAGGAACCAGAUUUCUUGCUAAACUGAUGCCUAGAAACUGUGAAGACGUGUCUAUCAGAUUAAACUAAAGCAUAUGAAUACCAGCUGCAGCACUGACAGAACUGAGAUUAACAAUACUGUACCAUUGUUUUCUAGUUUUUUGAUGUUGCUCCAUUUUUCAGUGGAAUAUUUGUCACACGAACAAUUAGGGGUUCCUAACUGUUAGCCACUGACCAUGUUUUCAACAUAUGACACUGAAGUCUUCUAUUGUGAAUUAAAUCUGACACUUAUCCUCUUUUCCCGAGGAAAAAGAGGAAGAAACCAAUAGGCUAUAAAAGAACAUCAAAUAGAAUGCAAUGUAAAAUGUUGUAAAGCAUUUUGUAAAGAUACCAGUUUUGCUGUAGUAUAGCUUUGGGAAAUGUAAGGGGACCUGAUGCUUAUAAAAAAGAAAUGUGGAGUCUCUCAUGGGCUAUGAAAACUAGAGGCUGACAAAGGACCAAAAACUGACAAUGCGCUAGAUGAGCAAAAGAUGUCCAGAGUCUGCUGUGUGGCUGCUAUAAUCGUUGUGCUGAGCUACUGCUGUUUUUUGCGAUACACAUAAAAUGAGUCUAACUUGACAGAAGCUUCAGUCCUAUCCAAAAAGGGCAGAUUCCAGAGGCCGUUUGUUUUUAUUUUGUGUCAUGGCGUUAUCUGUACUUACUACUGGUCCAUCAGGCCACAUAGUUGUUCAUUUUUUUAAUUGUUAACUUCCAAGUUUGUAUAUUGUCUGAAAACUUGAGGUGGAGCAUAGAUCCCAACAAGAAACUCGGAAGGAUUGUUGGGGAGACUUUGAGGAAAACUAAUUAAAAAGUAAAGAUGAAUUGUAUUUGCAAGAGCAAAUAUAGAAGCCAAGACCCGCUUUCUAAAUACUGUGCAUUUUAACAUUGUUUAUUUUCUAAUGUUUCAGGCUGUUACAAAUAUUAAAUAAGCCAUGAAAACAAGAAAGCAUAUGAACAUAAAAGUUGCCAUAAUUAUUUGGACCAAUCGUCCAGCCACUCCAGUAUCCUGCUCCCAGCAGUGAUCAGUACCUGAUGCUUCAGAGAAAAACAAAUCCCCUCCCAAAAUGUACCUCCCCAAUUCUAAAUGGGUAGAUUCAUUCUAGACUCUUCCCGGUGAUCAGUUGGCAUAAUGCCCUAAAUCAAAGGUGCCCAAACUUUUUGCCACCAGCUUUGGCAACUUGCCAGGAGUUCAAGAGCUACACUUGUGCAUAAAUUUUAAAAGCAAAAUUAAAUUAACACAACCAUAGUAUUUGCCUGUGCGUGCAUUGUUCCUGUUUGAUUACGAGAAGUCUUUUUGUUUUUUAAUUCACCAGCAAUAAAAACCUGUGGUUGAUCAGCUUUGCCCCCAUCCUGCAGUAAGUCGCAGAGGGAAGACCACAGUUGCAUUUUAGGAAUCGCAGAGUCAUAUUUGGCUGCCGAGCUGCAUUUUUGGCAUCUCUCUCCUAAAGGAUGAAUUUUGAAUAUAAUAGUGUCUCAGCUUACAUGGAUAGAAUCAUUAAAAAUGGCCAUAAAGUUAUGGGGUCUCUCAUUCUAAAUCCAGCCACAGUAUUUGUCUGGAUAGCCUCCUGUGGCAGGGCAAAGGAAGUAUCUUACACCUGUGAACUUAAAAAAGGAAAACCGGUGCCAAAUCGGACAUGGGCUGCUGUUCGCAAAAAGGAAGUGCUUUAGUAGCUGGAUGUGAUUCCAGAAGCAUAUUGACAGACUGAUUGGUAGAAGGGAGAAUUGUUACUGGGCAUUGUUACAAAAGAACAGUCUAAGGUGGCAAAGCUUGAAGUGCUCUUGUUUUUCAUGAAAAAGCAGCAGUUACAAUGACUUAGAUUUGUUAUUUCUUAACUGGUAAUUAAAGUAUGUAACAGCUCAGUUAUUUUUAUAUGAAGUCAUAGAAAAGUAUAUUGUUAAAUGCAUUUCAGAGCUAAUGAGCUGAUUACCUCUCUACUGUAUUAAAAUGUAACAAUGUGAAUAAUGUAUAGUGAAUUAAGGCCUUAAAGUUUAAUCCUAAUAAAGGUGAAGUAGAAUUUUUCUCUCUCAAGCAAAAGAUACUGAUCACAUAA